This is a messenger RNA of Octodon degus (degu), 3224 nucleotides long. It is a transcript of the gene Dnajc6, whose product is annotated as DnaJ heat shock protein family (Hsp40) member C6. Gene Ontology annotation, molecular function: clathrin binding; phosphatase activity. Gene Ontology annotation, cellular component: intracellular membrane-bounded organelle; vesicle; postsynaptic density. Lineage: Eukaryota; Metazoa; Chordata; Mammalia; Rodentia; Octodontidae. The transcript has 19 exons. Bases 46 to 2784 code for a protein of 912 amino acids. Gene Ontology annotation, biological process: dephosphorylation; clathrin-dependent endocytosis; synaptic vesicle uncoating. The record is from RefSeq and is a predicted model, not a curated record.
GGCCGUUCAGGAGACCGCAGAAGGCAGGGAGGAAGGAGGCGGAGGAUGAAAGAUUCCGAAAAUAAAGGUGCCUCAUCCCCAGACAUGGAGCCCAGCUAUGGGGGUGGCCUUUUCGAUAUGGUGAAAGGAGGUGCGGGGAGGCUGUUCAGUAACCUGAAGGACAACCUGAAGGACACCCUGAAGGACACGUCCUCCAGAGUGAUACAGUCUGUGUCCAGCUACACGAAGGGAGAUUUAGACUUCACCUAUGUCACCUCCAGAAUUAUCGUGAUGUCCUUUCCUGUGGAUACGGUCGACAUAGGAUUCCGGAAUCAGGUGGAUGACAUCCGUAGCUUUCUAGAUUCCAGACAUCUGGACCACUACACAGUCUACAAUCUGUCACCCAAGUCUUACCGAACUGCCAAGUUUCACAGCCGGGUCUCCGAGUGCAGCUGGCCCCUCAGGCAGGCCCCCAGCCUGCACAACCUCUUCGCCGUGUGCCGGAAUAUGUACAGCUGGCUGCUGCAGAGCCCCAAGAACGUGUGCGUGGUCCACUGCUUGGAUGGCCGGGCCGCCUCGUCGAUCCUGAUCGGUGCUAUGUUCAUCUUCUGCAACCUCUACUCCGCUCCUGGCCCUGCCAUCCGGUUGUUGUAUGCAAAGCGCCCAGGGAUUGGACUGUCGCCGUCCCACAGGAGGUACCUGGGCUAUAUGUGUGACCUUCUCACAGACAAGCCGUACCAGCCUCACUUCAAGCCUCUUACCCUCAAGUCCAUCAUCGUCAGCCCCAUCCCCUUCUUCAACAAACAGAGAAGUGGGUGCCGCCCGUACUGCGACGUGCUGAUCGGAGAAACCAAAAUAUAUUCCACCUGCACAGACUUUGAACGAAUGAAAGAAUAUCGUGUCCAGGAUGGAAAAAUCUUCAUUCCUCUCAACAUCACCGUCCAGGGAGAUGUGGUUGUCUCCAUGUACCACCUGAGGUCCACCAUCGGGAGCCGGCUGCAGGCCAAGGUGACCAACACACAGAUAUUCCAGCUCCAGUUUCACUCGGGAUUCAUCCCUCUGGACACCACCGUCUUGAAGUUCACCAAGCCCGAGUUAGAUGCGUGUGACAUACCCGAGAAGUAUCCCCAGCUGUUUCAAGUGACACUGGACGUGGAACUCCAGCCGCAUGACAAGGCUGUAGACCUGACCCCGCCGUGGGAACAUUAUUGUGCAAAGGAUGUCAACCCCAGCAUCCUCUUCUCCUCCCACCAGGAGCACCAGGACACUCUGGCCUUAGGAGGACAGGCUGCAGUGGACGUGCCCCCUGACAACCCCAGGCAUCCCGGGCAAGGCGGCUUCUUCUCUUCUCUGUGUUGGCAAGAUCAGAAACCGGAGAGAUCCUGCGAGGAGGACCACGCUGCCCUGGUGAACCAGGAGAGCGAGCAGUCGGAUGAUGAGCUCCUAACCCUGUCCAGUCCGCAGAGCAAUGCCAGCGGCGACAGGCACCAUGGGCCCAAGAAGCCCAGCAAGAGGCAGCCAGAGCCCACAGUGCCCCCAGCUCCGGAGGAUGUGGACCUGCUGGGCCUCGAGGGGUCUGAUGUGGGCCAGAACUUCUCUCCGCCGGCACCUCCUCCCACCAACACAGAACUGCUCAGUGACCUGUUUGGGGGCACAGGGGCAGCUGGCCCAGCCCCGGUGGGACAGUCAGGGGUGGAGGAUGCCUUCCACCCCAGCGGGGCAGCGUCCACUCAGUCCACCCCUCGCCGUGGCGCCACCUCCAGCUCUGCAUCACCGACCCUGCGAGUGGGAGAAGGUGCCGUCUUUGACCCAUUUGGAGCCCCCACCAAGCCGCCCAGCCAAGACCUGCUGGGCUCCUUCCUGAGCACAUCCGGUGCACCCAGCGACCCCUUCCUGCAGCCCACGAGAAGUCCUUCACCCACUGUGCAUGCUUCUAGCACCCCUGCCGUGAACAUUCAGCCGGACGUCUCUGGAGGUUGGGACUGGCACGCUAGACCAGGAGGCUUUGGAAUGGGAAGCAAGUCAGCGGCCACCAGCCCGACAGGGUCUUCGCACGGCACUCCGACGCAUCAGAGCAAGCCCCAGACUCUGGACCCCUUCGCCGACCUCGGGACACUAGGCAGCUCUUCAUUUGCCAGCAAACCCACCACGCCAACUGGCCUGGGCGGAGGAUUCCCACCCCUCAGCUCACCGCAGAAGGCAUCUCCCCAGCCCAUGGGCACUGGGUGGCAGCAAGGCGGUAGCUACGGCUGGCAGCAGUCGCAGUCCAAGCCGCAGCCCAGCAUGCCGCACUCCUCGCCCCAGAACCGGCCCAACUACAACGUGAGCUUCUCCUCCGUGCCCGGGAGCCAGAGUGAGCGCGGGAAAGGACCCGCUAAUCUGGAAGGGAAACAAAAAGCAGCCGACUUUGAAGACCUGCUGUCAAGUCAGGGCUUCAAUGCUCACAAAGACAAGAAGGGGCCUCGCACGAUAGCUGAGAUGCGGAAGGAGGAGAUGGCCAAGGAGAUGGAUCCGGAAAAGCUAAAGAUCCUGGAAUGGAUAGAAGGCAAGGAGAGGAAUAUCAGGGCCCUUCUUUCCACAAUGCACACAGUCCUGUGGGCUGGGGAGACCAAGUGGAAACCUGUAGGCAUGGCGGACCUGGUGACGCCCGAGCAGGUGAAGAAGGUGUACCGGAAGGCCGUGCUGGUGGUGCACCCGGACAAGGCAACCGGGCAACCGUAUGAACAGUAUGCAAAGAUGAUUUUCAUGGAGCUCAAUGAUGCCUGGUCUGAAUUUGAAAACCAAGGACAAAAGCCCUUGUAUUAAUGUGUGCGCCUUUCCACCUCAGCUGCAGACCUGUGCUAAUGCUUAGUGUGCAUCACAAUUCUGAGGUUUUCACAGAUGAAUGAAAAACUCCAGUAAUGUAUUUCCACUACUAAACUGUUAAGUUACUCACGAAUUAAUUUCUCACAGUAAGGCGCAUGGAUGUUUGUUCCUUCCAGCCAUAAAAGAGCCAAAGCGUGAGGAACUCUAGUGGGGUGACCCUGCAGGGGCUCAACAUUCCCGCCUGCCCUUCGGGGAGCCUGCCCAGUGUGUCACCUGGGGAGAUAGAAAGCUGAGGCCGCCAAAGAUGAAGGCGGGUCAUUCAUCUCACUGUCUGUGAAUGAGAUCGAGGAGCGAAAGUCACCAUAAUAGGACUGCCUCAUGGUUUUAAAGAAUGGUUUUUAGUUUUCCUUGGAAAGAUGUAAUUAGAAAGAAGGCUUUGC